Messenger RNA from Rhagoletis pomonella (apple maggot), 2457 nucleotides. It is a transcript of the gene Vlet, whose product is annotated as COMM domain-containing protein 10. The transcript has 3 exons. Lineage: Eukaryota; Metazoa; Arthropoda; Insecta; Diptera; Tephritidae. Bases 123 to 752 code for a protein of 209 amino acids. The record is from RefSeq and is a predicted model, not a curated record.
CAUUUUGAUAUACCAAACGGCAUUUUCGCAGGCGGCUUUUCUCGCAUCUGCAGAAAUCAAUUUUUCGUUGUGCGCCGAGUAGUGAACAUUAAAAUUUUCUUCCGCGCGAAGUUUUCGGAGUUAUGGCUGCAAAUUGGAUAAAAAUUACAGACAGAGCGCGAGAGGGCCUUAAAAUUAUAAAUGCCAUACCUUACGACACUUUCACUACUGUACUAAAUUUUGUACAUCGGCAAAUGACUCCCGCCGUCACCGAAGAUGUGAUAGAGCCCGAAAAUGCCUUGGAGGAAUUAGAACGCUUGGUUGGUGUGCCACGUGCUGAUUUUCUACUUAUGAUUAAAACAUUUUCCUACAUUCUUCGACGCACUUCCACAUUUGUUAUAAAACCAACUCGUUUGCAUGCAGAAUUACGAGAAAAGCUCGAACUUCAGGAUGAUGCGAAAAUCGAUGCGAUAGUACGACUGUGGGUGCGCCAAACUACGCCCAUCAUGAAUAGUUUGGCUUGUGAACGAUACGAAUCAAAUGAAAUCCAAGACGUGGCAUGGAAGUUAAAUGUUGAGAUUUCUUCGCAUUGUGAGCAACGUGAAAAAAGUGCCUUGGCAAUGUUGCAGCUAAAAACUGGUACUGGCGAAGAUAUUAAUUUAGAGAUGAACCACGACGAAUUACUACAAUUAUAUAACCAAUUUGAAUGCAUUCAAAGCGAGUUAGAUUCUCUAAAACAGCAGCAAGCGCAUCAGAAAGCACUGACGGAGUAAAUUCAGAUCUGACGUCUGCCCGGCUAUUUUAAAGCAAAAAGACGGAAUUCUAGAUAUAUCAAGCACCCAUCGCCAAAAGAACGAACAUCGGAAUCUUCAAAACCUCGCAUUAUUUACAAAACAACGCAAUAGUAAUCUUUUCAAAAUAAAUAAAUAUGUAAACUAAACGCACAGCAAUAAAGGAAGGAAGGCGGCCGCGUUGUGUUAAGAAUAUUUAAUCAAAAACCUGCUGACGUUCAGAAAAGUUAGGGGCUGAGAGAGAAUGCUUACAGCAAGUAUUUGCAUAGAUAAAUACGUACUCGUGUAUUGUUGCUGAUUCACGAGCGAUAAAGAAAACAACAACAUUUGCCAUACAAAAAAAUAACAAAUGAAGCCCACAUCAAUGAAUAAGGCAAAAAUAAAGAGAUAAUAAAGAAACAGAAAAGAGCCUCUAAGUACAACGGAAAGAUAAAAAACGAAUCAAAAGGUUUGUGCAAGAUAACAUUUGCAAUAUGGCGAAAAAAGUGGUAUGCGCACGCAGCGGGGAAAAAAUUUUCGGCGCUUACAAAAUUGUCUCUUGAUUCAGAAAGAAAUAGUGGCUGAGCGCGCUAGCCUCACGAUGCAAUAAUAAGAGAUGACGUACCUAGUAAUAUUUUAUAGAUUAUAAAAACUUUUUGGGGCUUGUUAAAAUUUUAGUCAUCGUCAUUUGGAAAUUUACUAUACCUUCUAAAAUCCAAUUUAACAUUUUAUUUACGAAGUUUACGCGGUUACGAGGCACGUAAGCGUUUAGAUGAAUACCCAUAAUACAUAUAUUUUAUGUUUUCUUUUUAAUUAAUAUUUUUUUACUUCUUCCUCACAGGCACACAUUUCGCUCUGCUUUAACAUUUUCUUUUUUUUAUUAUGAAGGAACCAUAAUCAAAACGAGGACAAGGCAACACAUUUCGAGGCUGUCAAAAUGAGAAAUAUCAGAAAGCAGUUGCAUGAGUUACACUUUGCUUGUUAAGUGUUUUUCGAAAGCGGUUUUUUUUUUUUGGUUUCCGAAAAGCGAGUUGCAUGGACAAUUUCGGAAAACGCUUUUUGGCUUUUCACUCAGCGAAUGAAUUUCUGACAAUCUACUACUGCGGUACUAAAAUGCAACCUAGAGCCGCUUUGCCGGUUGUUGAUUAUUUCUCUUCAUUAUAAUAACCGUUAUUUUCAGUUUGAACAUUAAUUUAUUAUUCAUAACUAAACAAUUAAGUUCCGAAAAAUAAUUAAUGAAAAGCAUUUCUGCUGUUUCAUUCAAAAUUAAGCGUUAUUGUGUCACACGGCAAAACUCGAUCAGUUUUACAGUACUUGCUGCAGAAAUAAAAAUUGCUAGUGCAGCACGAGCAAGCUGUAAUAUAUUUUAUAUUUUAAUUUCUGAAACAGAUUUCCGAAAUGUGACAGAAAGGUCUUCCGACUGUUCACACGUGGAAAUAAAUUUCUCUUUCUCAAUUUGAAAUUGGAAUUGUGUGGAAAAGUUGGAAACAUUGCCAAGUCUGGCAGGCGCUAAAUAUAGAAAUAAAAGUAGCUUAUUCCUUUUUUAUUUUAAUGUGUCGAAAUCGAAAUAGCUUCGCUGUAAAAUUAAAAAAAUAUUUUUUUAAAGGCAAAUUGAAUUUUCUAAGCGAGCUUAAGCGGACGGAUUAGAGCGAGAAGUUGCCUUUUAUUAUUAAAAUUUUUUUUUUUUGAGAUUUAAUUCCAGCUCAAA